AUGCCGCAGGGUCUGAAGAGUAAGCUCCGUGCCCGUGAGAAAUGCCGUCAGAGAUCAACUGCUUCGGGGACCACCAGAAAUCCCCAGGGGCCUCAGAGAGCCACCACUACUGGUGCAGCUGUUUCAUAUAUAAGAUCUAAUGAAACCGUCAACAACCAAACAGGGGAAAGACCAAGAUCCUUGCAGGCUCGGCCUGCCACUGAGUAUGUGCAGAGAAACCAUGUAGAUGAGAAGGUAUUUAUAUUGGUGUAUUACCUGCUGUACAAGUAUCAAUUGAAAGAGCAAAUUACGAAGGUAGAUAUGGUGAGAAAUAUAAUCCAAAUGCACAAGAGCCACUUCCAUGAGAUCCUGAAGAGAGCUGCAGGGCACCUGGAGACGGUGUUUGGCCUUGACAUGAAGGAAGUGGAUCCCAAUAGGCACAUCUAUGUCCUUAUCAACAAACUGUAUCUAAGCUAUGAUGCAAUGAUGAGUUAUGACAGAGGUAUACCCAAGACUGGCCUUCUGAUGACUGUCCUGGGUGUGAUCUUCACGAAAGGCAAUUGUGCCACUGAGGGGGAAAUUUGGCAAAUGUUGAAUGUGAUGGGGUUAUAUGAGGGGAGGAUGCAUUUUAUUUUUGGAGAACCUAGGAAGCUCCUCCCCAAAGAUUGGGUGGAAGAAAAUUACCUUGUGUAUCAGCAGGUGGCUAACAGUGAUCCUCCACGUUAUGAAUUCCUGUGGCAUCCACGAGCCUAUGCUGAAACCACCAAGAUGCAAGUCCUUGAGUUUUUAGCCAAGGUCCAUGAUACCUUCCCCAGUGCCUUCUCAACCUGGUACGAAGAGGCUUUGAGAGAUGAGGAAGAGAGAGCACAAGCCAGAGUUGUAGCCAGGGCUCGCAUUAGUGCUAUGGCCAGUGCACGUUCCAGGGCCAUGUCCUGCAGCUUUCCCCACCCCUAG
This is a messenger RNA of Propithecus coquereli (Coquerel's sifaka), 933 nucleotides long. Its product is annotated as melanoma-associated antigen B10-like. Lineage: Eukaryota; Metazoa; Chordata; Mammalia; Primates; Indriidae. The coding region runs from base 1 to 933 and encodes 310 amino acids. The transcript has 2 exons. Gene Ontology annotation, cellular component: nucleus. Gene Ontology annotation, biological process: negative regulation of transcription by RNA polymerase II. The record is from RefSeq and is a predicted model, not a curated record.